Messenger RNA from Acanthamoeba castellanii str. Neff, 2898 nucleotides. RefSeq names its product DNAdependent RNA polymerase. Gene Ontology annotation, cellular component: mitochondrial DNA-directed RNA polymerase complex. Bases 1 to 2898 code for a protein of 965 amino acids. NCBI's taxonomy places the organism in Eukaryota, Discosea, Longamoebia, Acanthamoebidae. The transcript has 7 exons. Gene Ontology annotation, molecular function: DNA-directed RNA polymerase activity; mitochondrial promoter sequence-specific DNA binding. Gene Ontology annotation, biological process: mitochondrial transcription. The record is from RefSeq and is a predicted model, not a curated record.
AUGUCUCUUCUACGAGCCCGACAGCCAAUUUUGGGGAGAUCCCUAACAUCAGGCCCGAUUCUUCCGCGGGCAUCUCUACCCUCAUCAACGAUUUUGCGGCACGAUCAGCUCCGAUCUUCUACUCGACUUUUUACUUCCUCAUCUGCGUCAUCUCCCUCUUCGAUUCUCUUCCCUCUUUCCCGAACCGGUCCAUCUUCAUCUCGAUCCUCCACCACGGCCAAUUUUGCCCGCGCCAAGCAUUCAACUUCGACCCAGCCCAAGGAGCCGGUUUUCAUCGCCUCCCUCCAAUCUCACAAGGAAUCGGCGCCUGUGACAAAGUCGGCAUCUCAGACCGAACUCGAGAAGCAGCAGAGAGAGUGGGAGGCCAAGCGCGAGCUUGAAAAUCUCGAGUACGAAUGGGAGACCAAGUCGGUGGAGAAGGCCGUCGAGCGCUACAAGAAGAUUUCGAAGAGUCUCAAGCAACUGGGGCUCGCCUUCGAGCUGCUGCAGGGCAAUCAGAUCCUGGGCCACUGGUUCGAGCCCCUCUGCGCAGCCAUCCGGGCCGAGCAGAACGCGGCUCUCCUCAAGACCUCUGCCGCCGAUGCGGCCGCCUCGCCGACGAAGGGGAAAAAGAAGACCCAGAAGGCUGAAGAUCGCGAGCUCAGCGCCUACCUGGUCACCAUCCCGCCCGAGAAGCUGGCUGUCAUCACCAUCCACGAAACCAUGUGCGAGAUCUUGAAGAGCCAUCAUCCCGAGGGUGCACCGUUCGCCGCGCUCGUCGUGGCCGUGGGUCGAGCCGUCGAGUACGAGUACAACUGCGAGCGCCUGGCCAAGGAGGGCUGGAAGCCGCAGCUGCGCAACCGCUCGGCCACCCCCACCAAGCAGCAGAUUUGCUCCCUCAUCCGCACGCAGAGCCGGGCGCAGUUCGAGGACGCCUCCUGGGGCGCCGCGCUGCACGCCAAGAUCGGCUCGCUGCUCGUCCAGCAGCUCCUCGGCACGGCCACCAUCGCGCGCAAGGCCGAGGAGGCCGACGUCGCCGCCGCCCAGUCGUCGCCCGCUCGGCUUCUGUCCGGAGCGCCGCGCAAGAGACCCGCGUUCGUCACCAAGGAGGAGGCCCUUCUCGAGCCGGCCUUCAACCACCACCAGGCCAUGCUCAGGGGCAAGCUCACGGGCUUCCUCGGGUGCCACGAGCAGGUCCUGGCCCUCAUGGAGCACGAGGAGGUGCAGCGCGGUGUCAUGCAGGCCCGCUACAUGCCCAUGCUGGUCGAACCCCAGCCGUGGGUCGCCCCCAACCAGGGCGGCUACCUCGUCGCGCGCACCCAGGUGCUCCGCGCCAAGGGCUCCCGCAUGCAGACCGAGGUGCUGCGCUCCGCGUCGAUGGACAAGGUCUACGAGUGCCUCAACCUCCUUUCCUCGACCCCGUGGCGCAUCAACAACCGUAUGCACGAGGUCAUCUGCGAAGCUUGGGACAAUGGCGGCGGCAUUGCCGACCUCCCCAGCCGUACCAACCUUCCUGAACUCGAACCGCCGGCCGACUACUACUCAGAUCUCGAGGUCAAGCAGAAGUUUGAUCGCGAGCGCAAGAAGGCGAAGAUCGCCAACUACAACCUUCAUUCGCUCCGUUGCGACGUCGCGAAAGAGUGCCAGGACAGGACAUUCUACUAUCCCCACAACAUGGACUUCCGUGGUCGUACCUACCCCAUUCCGCCCCACUUGAACCAUCUGGGUCAGGACCUGUGUCGUGGUCUCCUCACAUUUGCCGAGGGCAAGCCUCUCGGCGAGCUGAAAGUGCAUUUGGCCAACGUGUUCGGCAAUGACAAGAUCACGUUCGAGGACCGCGUGCGAUUCGUGGAGAACAACAUGGAACACAUCAUGGACUCGGCGUCCAAUCCGCUCGGCGGCCAGCGCUGGUGGCUGAAGGCCGACAAGCCGUGGCAGUGCCUCGCGGCAUCGAUCGAACUCAUCAACGCCUACAACAGCGGCCAGCCCGAGACCUACGUCUCCACGCUGCCCAUCCACCAGGACGGCUCCUGCAACGGCCUGCAACACUACGCCGCCUUGGGCGGUGACGAAAUGGGCGCCCGACAAGUGAACCUUCUGCCAUCGGAGCGACCGCAGGACGUGUACUCGGGCGUAGUGGAACUUGUCGUACGGCGACUCGAAGACGAUGCUGCCAACGGUGUGGAGAUCGCUCAGCGGCUGCUGGGCAAGGUGGACCGUAAGGUGAUCAAGCAGACCGUGAUGACCAGCGUGUACGGCGUCACGUUCAUCGGAGCGAGGCAGCAGAUCGAAAACGCGCUGAAGGACAAGGGCAAGGUGUCCGACGACGACAUGUUCCUCGCCUCCCGGUAUCUUGCCACGUCGACCUUCUCCUCCAUCAAGGAGAUGUUCAGCGGAGCGAGGGAGAUCAUGACUUGGCUCAGCGAUUGUGCGACGCUGAUCGCGAAGCAGGGUAAGCCCGUAACGUGGGUCACGCCCAUGGGUCUGCCGGUGGUCCAGCCCUACCGUACCAAGGGCAAGCAGACCCAGACCGUUGUGACGGCCCUGCAGAACGUGAUGCUGGUCAAGGAGGAAAACGACAGCCUGCCGGUCAACACCCGAAAGCAGCGCACUGCCUUCCCGCCCAACUACGUCCACUCGCUCGACUCCACCCACAUGAUGCUCACCGCUCUCCAGUGUCACGAGGCUGGCCUCACGUACGCGUCGGUGCACGACAGCUACUGGACGCACGCCUCGUCGGUGGACACGAUGAACCACAUCCUGCGACGAACGUUCGUCGACCUCCACUCGCAGCCGCUGCUCGACGACCUCCUGGCGCACUUCAAGCGCACCUACCCCGGCAUCGAGUUCCCGCCCGUGCCCCCCAAGGGCGACCUCGACCUCAAGGAGAUCAUCAACAGCCCCUACUUCUUCCAGUAG